UCUCCUUCCUUAAAUAAUCAUUCAUGUAUUCCCACCCUACCUCAUUUCGCAACAUCUUAGGUUAGGCUCACAUAGUAGAAAUGCUUCGUAUCUUUUGUUAAUGGUGGGGUCGACCUCCCGCAGCUUUUGCAUCUAGAACUCGGAAGUCAUCGUGACAGGCCCUGCACAUCAGAUUUUACUUAGUUCUGUAUUUCGUGCUUGGAUAUCGAAGUGCGAAGGAGAUGAAAGAGGAGGUUGGGGCUGCAGAAAAGUUAGAUUCUGAGGAGGGAAAAGAUGUGGUGGUUCCUAACAAGAAAAAGCAGUUGGUGUCAAAAUCUGUAUCAGACCAGGUGAUGGAAGGAAUAGCUCCUGCAAAUUAUAAACCCUAUCCUAAGCCUCUGGCGAAGUAUGAAGAGGUCAUUGCCAAUCCAAAGUUGUUCCGGGAAACUCUUGAGAAGCUGCAUGCUACAUUAGGAACUAAAUUCAUGGUGCCAACCAUAGGAGCAAGGGAACUCGAUCUUCAUCAACUUUUUAUUGAGGUUACAUCACGAGGAGGUAUCGAAAAGGUGAUUGCAGAUAGGAGAUGGAAAGAAGUAACUGCUGCUUUUAGUUUCCCCUCUACAGCCACUAAUGCAUCUUUUGUACUGCGCAAAUAUUACAUGUCUUUAUUGCAUCACUAUGAGCAGAUUUAUUUCUUCGGAUCACAGGGAUGUAGUUGUCCUCCAACUGCUCCUUCACACACACCUGUAACAUCAGGUACAUCUGCAAGGUCAAUGGAACCCAUGAUGCCGUAUCCUGAAACUCAGGCAGUUGCUCAGAAGCGUAGGAGAAGAAAUGGUCUAUCCUCACCUACAAAUACUCAAGUGGUUGGAGUAAUUGAUGGCAAAUUUGAGGGUGGCUAUUUUGUCACUGUUACUGUUGGCUUAGCAAAGCUAAAAGGUGUGCUCUAUCACACUCCUGAACAGAUCAUUGCCCAAGUACCGCAAUAUUCUGGGGUUUCUUACAACAGCAAUGUGAGGGGCACUCGCUGUCGCCAACGUAGGAAGAAACUGAGUAAGAGAGACCCCGCACAUCCAAAGCCAAAUAGGAGUGGAUAUAAUUUCUUUUUCGCAGAGCAGCAUGCGAGGCUUAAGCCACUUCAUCCACAGAAGGACAGAGAAAUCAGUAAAAUGAUUGGAGAUCUAUGGAAUAAUUUAACUGAGUCUGAAAAAGCUGUAUAUCAGGAGAGAGGUCUGAAGGAUAAGGAGAGAUAUAGAAGUGAAAUGGCAGUAUACAAGGAAAGAUUGCAAACAGGCCAAAUUAUUAGUAAUGCAGUGCCUAUCCAACAGCGUCCUGCUGAGCCAGAGGGGGCAGCUGAAGAUGUACAUUUGAAAAUGGAGACAGAUGAAGGUGCUUUAACUCUAGCUAAUCAAAAUGAUAACAGUACCAAGGGUAGUGAUUCUGAGGAGAAAAAUUCAGAUGAGGAUUCAGAAAUGGAGACAUCACCUGAAGUAGGUGGAGUCACUAUCGAAUCUACUAGUUUGGCAGAUCCUUCAAAUGAGGGCGAUGGAUUCAAAUUACGGACGAGGGGUGAUGUAAAAUUGGAGAAUAAGCAUGACCUUCCAAGUUCCAUCAAGGAUGCAAAGUCUAAAAAGUUUAAGGAGUCAUCAACUGAUAAGCAGUGAUCAUAGGUGACACUGAACUUCCAAAGUCUGAUUUUCUAAUUGGCAUGUCGAAACUUUUUCUUUUCCCUCAUACAUGUAGUAGAACUUGUAGGUUCAAAAUUAUUCCUCUCUUUGUUAAUCUCUUUUGGCAACUUAGGGAUGGUAAACUCUUGAAGGUGCUUUGGAAAAGGUGGCGGAACCAUACCUAUUUUGAAGCAGUCAAAUAUCCAAUUUUCUUUUGAACAGCACUUGCCUGAGUCACUACACAGGAAAACCUGUAAACAGAGAAUGAAAAUGUUUAUCUCCUUUCAUGCUAGAGGCCCUGAGAAUCCUUAUGCUUGUUAAUGCAUGGGGCAGCCUGUUUUGUCUGGAA
This is a messenger RNA of Phoenix dactylifera (date palm), 1995 nucleotides long. Its product is annotated as high mobility group B protein 9-like. Gene Ontology annotation, molecular function: DNA binding. NCBI's taxonomy places the organism in Eukaryota, Viridiplantae, Streptophyta, Magnoliopsida, Arecales, Arecaceae. The record is from RefSeq and is a predicted model, not a curated record.